Messenger RNA from Lycium barbarum (goji berry), 2413 nucleotides. RefSeq lists its product as uncharacterized. NCBI's taxonomy places the organism in Eukaryota, Viridiplantae, Streptophyta, Magnoliopsida, Solanales, Solanaceae. The transcript has 15 exons. The record is from RefSeq and is a predicted model, not a curated record. The coding region runs from base 265 to 1944 and encodes 559 amino acids.
CACAAUUUUUAUUUACCCUCACAUUCUCGGAAUACACAAAACAAAACAAAACAAAUCUCCUUUUAAUACUUAGUAGGGUUUCGUUUCAGAUAUGUUGUCCUUCUAAACACACUAUCACCUGUUUUUUUUUUUGCCUAAACCCUUUAGCGCCGAUUCCUUUCAAAUCUCCAUUUAUCCAUUGUUUCAUCAACCGAUCUCUACCUGUUUUGUUGUAUUUAGGUUCGAUCUGUUGUAUUUAAGUUUUUGAAAUUUUCGACCGUUGAGAUGGAGGAAGAGAAGAAGAAGGAAGAGACGGUGAAGGGAGGAGAGUUGUUGUUUUGUGGAUGUACAAGUUGGGAUGCAGUUGGUCGCCGCAAACAUGCUCUUGAAAAUUUGGUUUCUCCCACCAGACUUCGUCCUCUUCUUGGUGUUGACAUUUGUUUUGUUGCUGCUGGUUGCGCUUCUUGUCAUUGUGUAGCAUUAGAUACUGAAGGCCGUUGCUAUACAUGGGGAAGGAAUGAGGCAAGUGUGUCGUGUUUUUUUUUUUUUUUUUUUUUUUUUUUGCGUCUUUUUGUGCUACUUGAAUGUGAAGUGGUUGUGGCUUUGCAGAAAGGGCAGCUUGGUCAUGGAGAUAAAAUUACACGUGAUAGACCGACUGUUGUUUCAGAACUCUCCAAGCAUAAAAUUAUUAGAGCUGCAGCUGGAAGGAGCCACACAGUGGUAGUUACGGAUGACGGACAGUCGUUUGCUUUUGGUUGGAAUAAACAUGGGCAGCUUGGUACAGGUUCUGCAAAGAAUGAAAUUGAACCAUCUCCAGUCCGGUGUGCCGUCACUGAAGUCAAAACUACUGCUUGUGGGGCUGACUUUACUGUGUGGCUAACCUCAGUUGAAGGAGCUUCUAUAUUAACUGCUGGUCUGCCUCAGUAUGGUCAGCUUGGUCAUGGUACUGACAAUGAGUAUAAUACCAAAGAUAGCUCUGUAAGGCUAGCUUAUGAAGCUCAACCCCGACCUAAACCUAUAGCUGCUUUUGCUGGAGAGACUAUAGUCAAAGUAGCUUGUGGAACAAAUCACACAGUUGCAGUGGAUAAGAACGGAUAUGUUUACACGUGGGGAUUUGGCGGAUAUGGGAGGCUGGGUCAUAGAGAACAGAAGGACGAGUUUGCUCCUCGACGAGUUGACGUUUUUACGCGACAGAAUGUCUUGCCUCCAGAUGCAGUAAUUUCAGCAGGUUCUGUCAACUCAGCAUGUACUGCCGGAGGAGGACAGGUUUACAUGUGGGGCAAAAUAAAGAGCACCGGAGAUGAUUCGAUGUAUCCUAAACCUCUUCUGGAUUUGAGUGGAUGGAACCUGCGAUGUAUGGAUUCUGGCAGUAUGCACCACUUCGUUGGUGCUGAUUCCUCUUGCAUAAGCUGGGGCCUUGCACAGUGUGGGGAGCUGGGUUAUGGACCAAAUGGACAAAAAUCUUCUGCAGUUCCUAAGAAGGUAGACAUUUUAGAUGGCAUGCAUGUUAUCAGUGUUGCUUGCGGAUUUGCCCACUCUAUGGUUGUGAUUGAUAGGGAAAAUGUUGAGGAUCGACUUGAGCAGCUUGAUGUAUAUGAUGGCAAGGCUUCUGAGGAAGUGGGGGCAGAACCUGUGAGUGAAUCUCCAGUUUCUCAAAAGGCUACCAAAAAGGGGCCCGCUAAGGCGCCUGCAAAGUCGAAUAAAAGGAAAAAGUCAAAAGAUGCAUCGGAGUCUGAAGAUGAGGAUGAAAAUAGUGAUGAUGAUGAUGAGAGUGAUGACUAUGAGGAAAAAUCUAAUGGGCGAGCUAAGUCUUCGGGCAGCGGUCGAGGAAAGGCUGCUGGCAAAGCUACAGCAGCUAAAAAGGGCACUGGCCGUGGGAGGGGUCGGCCUCCAUCAGCAAAUAAAAGCGCCAAACCUGAAGCGAAAGUAUCGACGGGUAAAAGAGGAAGGCCGAGGAAAUCGUAAGAGUACACUUUCCAGGCCAAAUUUAAGGCUUAUUGAUAUGAUGAAAUGUAACUUAUUCUCCAUUGGCUAAUUAGUUGAAUUUUAACAAGUAAAUCAUUUUCGUCAUUAACUCCAUUCAAGAUUCUGAAAUUUAGCAAGUGUAAAGCAUUUGCAUUAAACUUAGAGCAUUGACCUCCAAGACGAAGGCAUUUGUGUCUGAGUUUGUACCUGGUCAAGCUCGUUUUUGGGGAGGAAAAAAAGGAAAGUGAAAAAAAGACCUGUUGCAGUGUCUGCGGUGUACUGGAUUAUCUUCACUUACCUUAGGAGUUACUGCAUAUUUCCUUUCUGAUGGUUAUUUUUGUUGCUAAUUUACUUGGAGCAAGUCUAAACGGUUCGUACAGGUCGAGCAAAUUUGUGUUGGAACUGAAAGAACUCUUUUGAAAAUCUAUGAUUGUGAGUAUUAUUAGUGUAAAUGAAGUAUUAAUCAAGA